CUUUGAGGGACCCGGCUCGCCAGAGAAGUUUAGGAGACCGAGAAAAUUUUGGGCCUUAGAGAAGAAAAGGGCAGCCAGACAUAACUCUCAAUUCCCCGCGUUCCGGAAAAUCACUGCCCCCCCCCCCCCGUGAGUCACAAGGGAGGCCGCUGCGGCUCGGCCAUUUGGAAAAGUAACUCUUUCCUCCCUUCCGCUCCCUCCCCCGCAGCGCACAAGGAGAGAUCUGUUCGGGGCUGGGGGAGGGCGCGCAGGAGGCCGCCCCGGGGAAACCCGAAACCCUGGGAGCUGUGCGGCCCGGGAGCGGGUCCAAGGCUGAGCCCUCCCGGGCUCAGCCUGAGACCCCGGACGCCUGGGCCACGCUCGUGCGGGGCCCAACUGCGCCCACGUGGACGCACACGGGCUCGCGGGGCUCGAAGCGUCCCCUCCUGCACGCCGAGUGGCGACUGCGAGCCUCCCACCCGCACACAAAGGAGAUGGAGACGCCCCUCGGGCCUCUGGGGAGAGGGCGCCGGCCCUGGAGCAAGCUCGGCUCCCGCCGGGGCUGCCCACUCCCAGAGCCCUCACUCCCCCGACGAAGAACUACCACCGCCCAGAAGGUCCCUCCUCACCUGGCUCCAGGCUCCCGAACCCCCAGGGGACGCGCGCAAGGGGGGCCACACCGCCCGUCGCCCCUUUGCCCUCCAAUUGGCACGGAGGCACGAGACCCUCCAGCCUUCCGGCUCGAAAUCGUCAGUCUUCCAACCCGGACCCUUUGGCUUUCCCAUGCCGACCCCAGUGAGACUGCGGUGGGCUCCAGGUCUUCCAUCUCUGACGAUUGCUCGGUUCUCCAGCGCGCAGACAGCCCUUUUGCACUCUUCACACCGGACUCCGUGGGCAGUCACUCUUAUACUCCAGUGUGGCGGGAUGACCUGCAGAACCACACGUUCCGGCACACGGUUUUCUGCCAAGAAGGGACUCCUAGCAUCGGGCUCUCUGAGAGCUAUGACGAGGACCUGCUUUUUUCCUUCGAUUUUUCCAAGAACACCCGGGUGCCUCGCCUGCCUGACUUCGCUGACUGGGCUCAGGACCAGAGUGAUGCCCCUGCCAUUGCAUUUGACAAACAAUUCUGCGAGAUAAUGGUCCAGCAACUCGACCCAGUACUUGAUGGGCAAAUCCCAGUGUCCAGAGGUUUCCCUGUCCCUGAGGUGUUCACUCUGAAGCCCCUGGAGUUCGGCAAGCCCAACACACUGGUGUGCUUCGUCAGUAAUCUCUUUCCCCCCAUGCUGACGGUGAGCUGGGAGCAUAAUUCUGAGCCGGUGGAAGGAGUCGGGCCCACUUUUGUCUCAGCCGUUGAUGGACUCAGCUUCCAAGCCUUUUCUUACUUGAACUUCACACCAGAACACUCUGACGUUUUCUCUUGCAUGGCGACUCAUGAGAUUGACCGCUACACAGCAAUUGCCUAUUGGGAUACCCAAGUCGUUGCCCUGGGCAGAGGGCUCCUCAGCCAGGUCCCCAUGCUGACCUGCACCUUUCCUCCAGUGCCCCACAAUGCCCUGCCCUCGGAUCUCCUGGAGAACGUGCUGUGUGGUGUGGCCUUUGGCCUGGGAGUGCUGGGUAUCAUCGUGGGCACUGUCCUCACUGUCUACUUCGGAUGGCCUUGCUCAGGUGACUGAUUCGUCCUGACUCCAGUUUGACGCCAGCGACAUCUCCAAGCAGAGGAUGCUCGGCUUCUCAUGUGCUGUCUAGGGUCUUUCCUCGGAGCAGAAAGAACCCUGGCACUCCGGGGGCCUGUGUGUGGUGUCUCAGGUGGGGCUGGGCCAUGCUUGGCUUUGCAUCCAGAGCAGCCCAGAGCAGCCGCCUCCAUUCCCACAUUGAGGCAAUAAAUCUCAGUCCUCAGUUCUUAA
This is a messenger RNA of Heterocephalus glaber (naked mole-rat), 1883 nucleotides long. RefSeq names its product HLA class II histocompatibility antigen, DM alpha chain. Lineage: Eukaryota; Metazoa; Chordata; Mammalia; Rodentia; Bathyergidae. The record is from RefSeq and is a predicted model, not a curated record. Gene Ontology annotation, cellular component: membrane; MHC class II protein complex. Gene Ontology annotation, biological process: antigen processing and presentation; immune response.